Messenger RNA from Magallana angulata, 827 nucleotides. Its product is annotated as melanocyte-stimulating hormone receptor-like. The record is from RefSeq and is a predicted model, not a curated record. Gene Ontology annotation, cellular component: membrane. Gene Ontology annotation, molecular function: trace-amine receptor activity. The transcript has a single exon. Gene Ontology annotation, biological process: G protein-coupled receptor signaling pathway. The annotation marks the transcript as partial. Lineage: Eukaryota; Metazoa; Mollusca; Bivalvia; Ostreida; Ostreidae.
UAAAAUUGUGCCUCGGGAAAACACGCAGUACAAUGGCAAAUACGUAUAUUGUUAUUGCUGCAUCGAUUUUGUUCUGCAUUGGAUUAAUUGGAAAUUCUAUCACCGUGUGUUUUGUAUCUGUAUCCAAACGGCUGCACACUCCAACAUACGUCCUGAUUGGAUGCCUAGCAGUGUCUGACGUACUCGCCUCCGUGACGCGAUAUGUUCAGAUAUUUUAUGAAUCUCUUUUUUAUGAGUAUUAUCAUCUAUAUAUAUAUGAGAUAUUCACCUUUUUAUUUAUUAAUUCGGCAUUUUUCCAUAUGGUUUUAGUAUCAUAUGUUCGUUUUGUUUUCAUAGCCAAUCCUCUCCACAGUUUGAAUCUGACUUGUAAACGAAUUUUGUGGAUGUCUUUUGCCAUUUGGAUAAGCUCUGUUGUCGUUUCCAUCGGAUACGGAGCAUUUAAAGUGCUCGAAUUAAUGAACAUAAUAUCUUUCGAAACAGCAGUUUUAGCUGAGAUUGGGUUUGGUUUGUAUGUUAGUGGAAUACCAUUUAUUAUUGUAAUUAUUUUUAAUGUUCGAAAGCUGUAUUAUCUGUAUAACCAAACAGCUUCUGUUCGACGAACCAGAAUAGCCAAUUCGAUGUCGUUGAUGUUUUGGAUUAUUAUCGUGAUUUAUCUCCUUAGCACAAUAUAUCCUUUAUUCUACGUAAUUGACUAUGCAGUGUUAAAAGAAAGGUCACUUCUGAAUAGAAGAUUAGAUUUUGUUCAAAAUAUGUUUUCUUUUUCAUUGCUUGUUAAUAGUUGUUUGAAUCCUUUGAUAUAUUUCAUGUUUUCACCUCCUGUCUUAAGA